Molecule: messenger RNA, 1820 nt
Organism: Hippopotamus amphibius kiboko
Lineage: Eukaryota; Metazoa; Chordata; Mammalia; Artiodactyla; Hippopotamidae
Gene: PRSS16
Product: serine protease 16
Exons: 12
Coding region: 65-1603 (512 amino acids)
Biological process (GO): proteolysis
Cellular component (GO): endosome; lysosome
Molecular function (GO): serine-type exopeptidase activity; dipeptidyl-peptidase activity
Source: RefSeq, a predicted model, not a curated record
AUGAUGUCCUCAGUGAGUGGGGAGAAAACAGUCCCUAGAGCCCUUGCACAGAGGACUGGACAGCAUGGCUGUCGGGCCUGUCCUGUGGUUGCACCUUCUGCUCCUGUUUUCCCUCUGGGGGUCCUCAACUCCAGCUUUCCUCCUUAGGCGCCUAGGUGAGCACAUUCAGCGGUUUCAGGAGACCUCUGGCCUGGGCCUGAGCCUGGGCUCGGGUGGUGUGGCCCUCCCAAAAGAGGGGUGGCUUGAACAGCCACUGGACCCCUUCAAUGCCUCUGACAGACGAUCCUUCCUGCAGCGCUAUUGGGUAAAUGACCAAUAUUGGACCAGCCAGGAUGGACCUGUAUUCCUGCAUCUGGGGGGCGAAGGCAGCCUUGGGCCUGGCUCAGUGAUGAGAGGGCACCCUGCAACCUUGGCCCCAGUCUGGGGGGCCCUGGUGAUAGGUCUGGAACACAGAUAUUAUGGCCUGAGUAUACCUGCUGAGGGGCUGGACAUGGCCCGGCUCCACUUCUUGUCCAGCCGCCAUGCGCUGGCCGAUGUGGUCUCUGCCCGCCUCGCACUCUCCCGCCUCUUCAAUGUCUCCUCCUUCAGCCCCUGGAUCUGCUUCGGAGGCUCCUAUGCCGGCUCCCUGGCUGCCUGGGCCCGGCUGAAGUUUCCCCAUCUCAUUUUCGCCUCCGUCGCUUCUUCCGCUCCAGUGCGGGCCAUACUGGAUUUCUCCGAGUAUAAUGACGUGGUGUCUAGAAGCCUAAUGAACACUGAAAUUGGCGGAUCCCGGGAGUGCCGGGCGGCGGCGUCCGCGGCCUUUGCGGAGGUGGAAAGGCGGCUGCGCGCGGGCGGGGCAGUUCACGCGACGCUGCGGGCGGAGCUGGGCGCAUGUGGGUCCCUGGGGCGCGCUGCGGACCAGGCAGAGCUGCUGGGGGCGCUGCAGGCACUCGUGGGAGGCGCGGUGCAGUACGACGGGCAAGCGGGAGCGCCGCUGAGUGUGCGGCAGCUCUGCCGACUCCUCCUCGGGGAGCGGGGCAACGGCAGCAGCCCUGCGCCCUACCGCGGGCUUCGUCGGGCAGUGCAGGUUGUCACUCGCAGCCUGGGCCAGAAGUGUUUAAGCUUUUCUCGAGCAGAGACAGUGGCACAGCUGAAGGUCACAGAACCCCAAGUGUCCUGUGUGGGUGACCGGCAGUGGUUGUACCAGACCUGUACCGAGUUUGGCUACUAUGUCACCUGUGAGGUCCCUGGAUGCCCUUUCUCCCAGCUCCCAGCUCUACCCUCCCAACUAGAGCUAUGUGAGCAGGUGUUCGGACUUUCACCCUCAUCCAUAGCCCAGGCUGUGGCCCAGACGAACUCCUACUAUGGUGGCCAGACCCCAGGGGCCACCCAAGUGCUGUUUGUUAAUGGGGAUACAGACCCCUGGCAUGUGCUAAGUGUAACACAGCCUUUGGGACCCUCAGAGUCAGCCCUUCUCAUCCCUAAUGCCUCUCAUUGCUUGGACAUGGCACCUGAGAGGCCCUCAGACUCCCCCAGCCUCCGCCUAGCACGCCAGAACAUCUUCCAGCAGCUGCAGACCUGGCUGGGUCUGGCAAAGAAGAGCCAGGUUAGGGGUGGGGCCUAAGCCCCCCAUCCUCACCAAUCCCUGUGUGGCCACCUCCGUCCUGGAUAUAUACAUUUAUUGGACAAGAGAAAGCAGCUUGUUUUGAAAGAGGAAAUUCCCAGGAAUUCGGAUUUAGCACCUGUUCUGCAUAAAACUGACUUGUGUCUGCAAACAUCCUCACUCCCAACAAAAGUGCUUUGUUACAGACAAACAAUUAUGUAAAUAUAAGUGAUUAUUC